Molecule: messenger RNA, 738 nt
Organism: Branchiostoma floridae (Florida lancelet)
Lineage: Eukaryota; Metazoa; Chordata; Leptocardii; Amphioxiformes; Branchiostomatidae
Product: spidroin-2-like
Exons: 3
Coding region: 1-738 (245 amino acids)
Source: RefSeq, a predicted model, not a curated record
AUGGAAAGCCUGUCGAGUCAGGGUCCGGGAAUCAGGGUCCGGGAAUCAGGGUCCGGGAAUCAAGGUCCGGGAAUCAGGGUCCGGGAAUCAGGGUCCGGGAAUCAGGGUCCGGGGUUCAGGGUCCGGGAAUCAGGGUCUGGAGUCAGGGUCCGGGAAUCAGGGUCCGGGAAUCAGGGUCCUGGAGUCAGGGUCCGGGAGUCAGGGUCCGGGAGUCAGGGUCCGGGAGUCAGGGACACGGGAAUCAGGGUCCGGGAAUCAGGGUCCGGGAAUCAGGGUCCGGGAAUCAGGGUCCGGGAGUCAGGGUCCGGGAAUCAGGGUCCGGGAAUCAGGGUCCGGGAAUCAGGGUCCGGGAAUCACUGGGUCCGGGAAUCAGGGUCCGGGAAUCAGGGUCCGGGAAUCAGGGUCCGGGAAUCAGGGUCCGGGAAUCAGGUAAACGUCGGUCCCACCGCCGCCUUGCUCCCGGCAAACGUCAGGCCCGCCACCGCCCUGCUGCCAGCAAACGUCGGGCCCACCACCGCCCUGCUGCCGGCAAACGUCGGUGCCACCGCCGCCUUGCUCCGAGUAAACGUCGGGCCCACUGCCGCCUUCCUCCCGCUAAACGUCGGGCCCAUUGCCGCCUUCCUCCCGCUAAACCUCGGGCCCAUUGCCGCCUUCCUCCCGCUAAACCUCGGGCACAUUGCCGCCUUGCUGUCGGCAAAUAGCGGGCCUCAUGUCGGUUCCACUGUGCUGCCUGAAUAA